Messenger RNA from Chiloscyllium plagiosum (whitespotted bambooshark), 733 nucleotides. The record is from RefSeq and is a predicted model, not a curated record. Lineage: Eukaryota; Metazoa; Chordata; Chondrichthyes; Orectolobiformes; Hemiscylliidae.
GUGCUCUCUCUCUCAGUGCAGGAUGUUCUGCAAAGACGUUUGCUCCGAGACCCUCUAUGAUGUUCUCCACGACGCAGAGUAUCGCAAGAAAUGGGACGAGAACAUGAUCGAGACCUUCGACAUCGGCAAGCUGACAGUUAAUGCAGAUGUUGGCUAUUACGCUUGGAGAUGUCCAAAGCCGUUGAAGAAUCGGGACGUGGUCACGCUGAGGUCUUGGCUUCCAAUGGGGAGUGAUUACAUCAUCAUGAACUACUCGGUCAAACACUCGAAAUACCCACCUAGGAAGGAACGAGUUCGGGCGGUUUCAGUUCAGACUGGAUACCUGGUUGAAACCAACAGUGCCAAUAGCUGCACCCUCACUUACCUGGCUCAGGUGGACCCGAAAGGCUCAUUACCAAAGUGGGUGGUGAAUCAAUCAUGGCAGCGUCUAGCUCCCAAAGCGAUGAAGAAGAUAUACAAAGCUUGCCUGAAGUACCCGGAAUGGAAACACAUGCACGCUCCGGCCUACAAACCCUGGCUGCACCCGGAACAGAGCCAGAUCCUCACCAUCCAGCUCUCUGAGCUCGCCAUCCAACAUGCCGACUCCCUGGAAAACAUCGACGAGAGCGGAAUUCCCGAAACCCGGGAUGACAAGGCUGAUGCCAGUGACGAAGACAGUGUGAACUGAAGAAGCAUUGUGCCCUCCCAACACGCCUCAUGUGCCAUGUACCCAAUAAAAAAACACUUUCUUUAA